AUGUCUUCACACACCACCGUUGAUUUAUUCUCAGUUCCUCGAGUGGGAGUUUCCACAUUCAUCAUCCGAAAAGUCAACGGAGUGGAUUGUGUCUUGGUUGGAAAAAGAAAAGGAUCCCAUGGUGCAGGAUGUUACCAGCUCCCAGGUGGACACUUGGACUAUGGAGAAUCAUGGGAAGAGUGUUGUGCCCGAGAGGUCAAAGAAGAAACCAAUCUCGAUAUUUCCGAUAUUUCCUUCAUCACUUGUACCAAUGAUUUAUUCGUGAAAGAACAACGUCAUUAUGUUACCAUCUUUUUACGCUCCUUCACAUCCAACAAUGAACAACAAGCAGAAUUAUUAGAACCACACAAAUGUGAAGGAUGGCAAUGGAUUCCAAUUGAACAAUUGAAACAUCUCGAUAAUUUAUUCCUUCCACUUGAGAACUUUCUCAAAACAAACUCUCCAUCGAAAAUUCUUCCUUGA
Naegleria lovaniensis is the source of this 462-nucleotide messenger RNA. RefSeq lists its product as uncharacterized. Lineage: Eukaryota; Heterolobosea; Eutetramitea; Acrasida; Naegleriidae. The transcript has 2 exons. Gene Ontology annotation, biological process: dGTP catabolic process. Gene Ontology annotation, cellular component: cytosol. Bases 1 to 462 code for a protein of 153 amino acids. Gene Ontology annotation, molecular function: 8-oxo-7,8-dihydrodeoxyguanosine triphosphate pyrophosphatase activity. The record is from RefSeq and is a predicted model, not a curated record.